Messenger RNA from Arabidopsis thaliana (thale cress), 1566 nucleotides. RefSeq lists its product as uncharacterized. The transcript has 10 exons. NCBI's taxonomy places the organism in Eukaryota, Viridiplantae, Streptophyta, Magnoliopsida, Brassicales, Brassicaceae. The coding region runs from base 1 to 1566 and encodes 521 amino acids. The record is from RefSeq and is marked reviewed.
AUGGAGAAAUAUAAGGCAACCCAACAAAGAGGGUGUGAUAUGGCCAAGGAGAAGAGAAGGAUGCGAAGAGGAUUAGUUGCAAAGAAGAAGAAGAAACCGGAGACAAAGGCGAGACGUGACGGAGAGAUGGGAUCAUCAUCACCGGAAAGGAAAAACAUUGAGAGGGGAAGAUAUGAUUCACAACACAACUACAAAAAUAUUGCAAAACUAAGCCCUAAGGAGCUGCUCCGAGAUGGGUUCUUCACAGCAACGUUUGGAGGUCGGAAACUAAUCCGAUCGGGACGAAAUUUGGAUGGUUCACUGAAGAGUUAUUACGGUGUCUUAAGGGCAGCUGAAACAAGUGUUCUACAUCAUCAUGUGGCCAAGGUCACGGAAGAACUCUACGUUUUUCGUUGGAAGGAAGAACUCUACGAUUACCACAUUAUGACAAAACCUUUCCAAUUAUACGACAAUCAAAAAUUCAUUGACAUUUCUACCACAUUUUGUGGACAAUUGUACCCUUGUGAGAAUAAAGAUGUGUUGGAGAGAGAAACGGAAGCAAUUGCAUUAAUUGCAAUCGAGGACAAUUUUUGUUACACUCGGGACAAAUUUUAUAUCGGGACAAGAUCCGAAUCGGUAGAUGACAAGUUGGUCACUAUCAAAAGACAAGGUGACAUUGAAGAAGGUUUCACGUCCGAGAUUUUCGGCGACACGAGAGGGGCGAGCUUGAAUUGUUCGUCGGCAAGGAGAUGGGAUGAAGCAACUCCUGCUGUGAUUAAGCCCACGAAACCAUUAAAGGAAGGUAAGAGGGAGCCAGAAGAUGAUUUAGAGACCAAAGUAAAUCUGAAGAAGCAAAAGAAAAACUUUGAGAACAAGGAGACAAUGGAAGGAUACACCAGCUUUCUUCAGAUGAUCGAAGCAAAGGUUGAUUUGUUGACCUCAAAGGUGGAUUCGUUGACCUCAAAGGUGGAUUUAUUGGUAUCGGUGAAGAUUGCAUCCAUGGGCGACCCUUGGGUGUGUUCGGAUGCACUUAUCCUUGUGCUUCCUCGAACACUUUUCUCGAUCCAUCCCAUCCGACGAUCGGUCUGUCCGACCCGAUCCGUCAGACGAUCGGCAUGUCCCAUCCGACCCGUCCGACGAUCGGUCUGUCCGAUCCGUCUGGCCGAUCCGAUCCGUCUGACGAUCGGUCUGGCCGAUCUGAUCCAACGAUCGGUCUACCAGAUCCGAUUCGUCUCUAAGCCGAACGGUCUACCCUCUCCAUCCUCUACACUCCAUCGAACCGUUGGAUCGGGAGGAGGCGAAUGGAUGCUUCCCGAAGCAUCACAUCCGGUCCUUGCACCCUUCCGAAAGGUCACAUCCGUUCUUUGCAUCCUUUCGAAAGGUCACAUCUGUUCCUUGCAUCCUUUGGGCGAUGCAACCGUUCGUUGGUACCCGCUCGACCUUACACCUUUUGGCCGAGACACCUCUUCACCCGUGAGCUACCACAGUCGACCAGCUCGAGUGUCAGCUGACCGGACCACCCAGCUGGGUCAGUACUUGAUUAGCUCACCGAGCUCAGUCGAGCUGUCGGUCAGCUCACCUAGCUGA